GCGCGUUGCUACCUGACAACUAAUAACAGGUUUGAAGGAAGGAAAUUCACGGUAUAUUUCUACAACAUUUCUUUAUAUUUCGAUAAUUUAUAGAUAAUAUUAAUAAUGGAUUCAGACGGACUUCAUCUAGCCAUUGACUAUGUUGGUACCAGUGGCUUGAUAUUGAGUCCAGAGCAGAAGGCAUGCCUCCAAACAUCAUUUGUAAUUUUGAAAAGUGAAGGAAAAUUUCACAAAGUUUAUUUUUGGGGCAAAAUUCUUGGUGUAAAGGAUGAUUACUUCAUUGCACAAGGAGUUGGCAUUGAUGGAAUGGCAGAAAAGAGAACCUUUUACAGUAAAGACUGUGUCCAUUGGGCAAUUUUGAACCCAGUUUCUGCAGAAAACAAGGAGAAAACAAAACUUGCCAAAGGCAGAUUCACUGGAGAUCCAUCUUAUGAAUUUGAGCACAUAGAAAUCAAGAAAAUUGCUGUGCCAGACAGUGAAGAAAUGCAAGAGGAAGAAGAAACAAUAAUGAUAAAAGAAGAGGAUAGGCUGUCAGCAGUGAUUGAUGAUAUUGAUCAAGAUGUAUUUAUUGUACCUAGAGGUGCAUUCACUAAAACUCCCACUGGCAAGGUCUUUGAAAACAGAACAUUUGAAGGGUUGAGUGUGUCUGAGGCAGCAAAGCAGGGUUCAUAUCUCCACUUCCGGGAUCCUAUCAAGCUUCAGGAAAAAACACUUCUUCAGAAAGCAAACAUGGACAAGGCCCUUGAUUUUCUUGAUCCCAUUGAUGAGGAUAUUCCAAAAGGUUGCUGGAGCUUACAGUUUGAGCGAGGAAGUGGACUAGUCACAUUAAGAUCUCUACAAUGGAUUGGCUACACAUUCUACCAUGUUCCAGGGACUCGUCAGUAUGGAUCAUGCUAUUGUGGAACAGGAGAGAUGAACAAAGAUCUGCCAUUUAUGCUUUAAACAUGCAUAACUGAACAAAAUAUCAGGAUUCAUUCUGAUAAGAUAAUAUAUGGACAUUUUAAGUCUCAAAUCUGUACUUUUGGAGAAGUUUACUGUGAAAACAUGUGCACUAACUAUCAGCUGAUUACCAGGAAAAUCAACAAGGAAGCAUCUAUGUCAUCAAACAAAGAGGCACCCUGCCAUUUGAUCUUGUACCAAUAAAAGAAGUAAAUUAAAGGCAAAAUUUAAACUUCAGCAAAGUAACUCUACAUUCUUCAAACUUUAGUACUGAGAUCUUAAAAAAUAUAAAAAUAAACUUGGCAAGUAUGCCAUUCAUAAUUCAUGUAAAAAUACAAUUUGUAAAUAUUCUGUUAUAUGUAUCUUAGCAUCAUGUAUAUUGUAAAUAAAACAUUAGCAACAUCAUGCCAAUAUAUAUUAUUAAUUAAUUAAGCUCUUUUGUGUAUUUUCCAGAACUUGAUUCUUAAAUUUU
Owenia fusiformis is the source of this 1411-nucleotide messenger RNA. The record is from the annotation of a GenBank genome assembly. NCBI's taxonomy places the organism in Eukaryota, Metazoa, Annelida, Polychaeta, Sabellida, Oweniidae.